Molecule: messenger RNA, 1128 nt
Organism: Rattus rattus (black rat)
Lineage: Eukaryota; Metazoa; Chordata; Mammalia; Rodentia; Muridae
Product: histone H2A-Bbd type 1-like
Exons: 1
Coding region: 690-1016 (108 amino acids)
Cellular component (GO): nucleosome
Molecular function (GO): structural constituent of chromatin; DNA binding; protein heterodimerization activity
Source: RefSeq, a predicted model, not a curated record
CUUUCCUUCCUUCCUUCCUUCCUUCCUUCCUUCCUUCCUUCCUUCUAUCCUUCCUUCUUUAAAUGCAGUCUAAUUCAUAGAACAAAAUUCAAUAGUUUUAAUAUAUUUAGUGUUAUAUCAUAACCAUUACCUAUCUCAUUAGAUCUAAAAUCUAGAAAAAUUUAAUCAUAUCAAGAAACCAUGAACAUAUAGAUCUUGUCAGAAUAUAAAAAAAUCAAAUAGAAAGAGUUCCCACAAGAGGAGGAUGUAAACAGGUGGGCUUGUGGCUUGUCUAAUUCCAUUUGUGGGAGGCUAAGGCAGACUCUUCAGAGAAAGGUGGCUAGUGAGACUAUUGGUAAGCUCUGGCUUGGGUUGAAAGAUCUCGUCUCAGUAAAUAAGAUAGAAGUGUGAUCAAGAGUGACUCGACAUCAGGUCUUUAUGUGUGUGUCCACAAAAGAGCACAUGCGAACACGCACUCACACACAUGCAAUGAGAAAAGAUAAAAAAAGUCUAUCUAUAUUCAAUAAGGUGAGCUAUUUCCUAAUAUGGGCAUUUCUGCACUGAACACCAGAGUUCAGUGGCUACCAGUGACAUCAUAAAGUAUGUUGUAACAAAGCCCUCUCAAGGAUAAAUGCUUGGGUGGGUGAGCAGGUUGGUUAUUUGGAGAGACUCAGGCCAGCAGAGAGGUGCAUAACCAUCACACGGGCACCAUGGCCGGGAAAAGGCGAAGACGGAACAUAUCCCGCUCAAGAAGAGCUGAGCUUCAGUUUCCGGUUAGCCGUGUAGACCGCUUCCUCCGGGAGGGAAACUAUUCUAGACGACUGAGUUCCUCUGCACCCGUGUUCCUUGCGGGUGUUCUCGAGUACCUGACAUCCAACAUCCUUGAACUGGCUGGUGAAGAGGCCCACACCAGUGGCAGGAAGCGCAUAUCUCCAGAACAUUUGUGCCGAGUGGUACAGAACAACGACCAGCUCCACCAACUCUUCAAAGAAGGCACCAAGUCUGUGUUUGAGUCAGCAGAUCCUGAUGGGAACUGAUAAUGCCUGGGUCUCAAGACUCUGGAGGCCCACCACACCUUCAGCCUCAGCCAGCCCCAGUGUCCUACUAGCUGGGGGAGCUAGUCAAACAUGCUAUUAAAGCAUCUAAACU